Messenger RNA from Drosophila miranda, 1838 nucleotides. RefSeq names its product ras-related protein Rab-10 (gene Rab10). The transcript is spliced from 4 exons. Gene Ontology annotation, molecular function: GTP binding; GTPase activity. Gene Ontology annotation, biological process: cellular response to insulin stimulus. Gene Ontology annotation, cellular component: Golgi apparatus; insulin-responsive compartment; recycling endosome. The record is from RefSeq and is a predicted model, not a curated record. Lineage: Eukaryota; Metazoa; Arthropoda; Insecta; Diptera; Drosophilidae. The coding region runs from base 305 to 919 and encodes 204 amino acids.
GUGACGCAGUUCGGUAUAUGUCUGAGGGUCAGAAAAAAGAGAAAAAUAUAAAGUCAAAUCAAAUGCGCAUAGCUGAAAUAAAUCAACGUUUCUCAUCAAAUCAAUCAGCACCUAAAGCCAAAAAACAACAAAACAUAUUUAAAUAAAGCGAAGCAUAUACAAAUUGCAUUUAGAGCAAGAGCAUUAAUCGCUUGUCACCUGUGUGCUGUGGGUGUGUGUGUGUGUGUUUGUGUGGGUGCGUGCGUUGUGUGCUGCGCGUGUGUUUGUGUGUGCUUUGUUCUAUAAGAGCCGCUGGUGUGUGGAAAUGGCGAAGAAAACCUACGAUUUGCUCUUUAAACUGUUGCUAAUUGGCGAUUCGGGUGUUGGCAAGACCUGCAUAUUAUUCCGUUUCUCCGAUGAUGCCUUCACCUCGACCUUUAUAUCCACCAUAGGAAUUGAUUUCAAAAUCAAAACCGUGGAACUGAGGGGCAAAAAGAUCAAACUACAGAUAUGGGACACGGCCGGCCAGGAGAGAUUCCACACAAUAACCACCUCCUACUAUCGCGGGGCGAUGGGCAUCAUGCUAGUCUAUGACAUAACGAACGAAAAGAGUUUCGAGAAUAUCGUCAAAUGGCUACGGAACAUAGACGAGCAUGCCAACGAGGAUGUCGAGAAAAUGAUUCUGGGCAACAAAUGCGAUAUGACGGACAAGCGUGUGGUGAACAAAGAGCGCGGCGAGGCGAUUGCCCGCGAGCACGGCAUAAGGUUCAUGGAAACAUCCGCCAAGUCGAACAUCAACAUUGAGCGUGCUUUUUGCGAGCUUGCCGAGGCCAUAUUGGAUAAGACAUCUGGAAAGGAGGCGGCCGAGAAUCCUGAGCGCGUUGUCAUCGAUCGCCGGAAUAAUGACAAGGCCCCGGGCUACAGCAAAUGCUGUGCGUAAAACGGGGACGAGUGGCCCUGAGGCCGGCCCGUUGGUCAAGGCUCUCUCUGCCGUGGCCGUGGCGGUGGCGUGUGUUUAGCUGUGCGACGCGAGACGAGAUAUUGGGGGUUUGCGGAUCGGUUUUUGAAACUGCUCCACACGCAAAUGAAGCAAUAAACGUAAACACACACAGACCGGGGUAGAUGGAGAGGAGAGAAAUUACUUACUACAAGAAAAUAUGCAGAAGGAAAAGCAAGCAAACAAACAAUAGAAACAGAAACAGUAACAGAAACAACCUACCUAAAGUUUAAACAAUUUGUAACAACGAACAUUUGGAAGAAACUUUACAAUCCGUAGACGACAAAGAUGUUUGUUAUAAGGAAGCUUCAGAUACAGAAACAGCUAGAGAUACAGAUACGUUAGUUAACGCACAACACAUUUUGAACCAAGAACAAUUCUCGACCAACAACAAAACAAAAAAAAAAAAUUAUAAACCGCGCGAGCGAGAGAAGCAGAAGAAGGAGAAACAGAACUGCAUUUCAUGUCUGUCUCAGGGCACUGCACUCCAGGACUGUUUAAGGCGUGUCAGGCUUCCCAGGAAAGCGGACAUCUUGAGCGAUUUCUAGUUAGCUAACGUGGGACAGAUUUUUUACAAUACGAGUAAUACGAGUAGGGAGUACCACAGAAGAACAACACCCUUUUUUCCAUAGACCAUCUCUAGACGAGAAAACGCUAGAAAAACAAAGCAAUUUUUUAUAAUGGAACAUUUUUUGAUAUGCUAUAUACCAUGAUUCCUAUUACAUACUACACCAGCGCACCUUUACUGCUCCAUCUUCCAUUUCCACAGUCCGCAGUCCGCAGUCCGCAGUCCACAGUCCACAGUCCGUAGUCCUCUGGCAAAAGUGUGGGUGGGUUUUUCUUCAUCGUACUAUUUGUGUUU